AUGACAUCCUCGCUUGCGACCGCAUCUGCCCUCAUCACGGGGGCCUCUCCAGCAGAUGCUUCUUUUUAUUCCCUCCCCUACGUCUCGGCUCUGCGGCACUGCACCGCCUCUGCGUAUGGCCCCACGCUCAAGUCUGUGGUAUCCUCGACCGCGGCGACAAGCCUGUACGGUGACGGCCUCGCCGAAUGUGUCGUGCGGUGCCGACUGGAGACGGAGCGUGAGGCGACGGAGUGCCUCACAGCCAUCCUCUUGCAAGAGCUGCCGCAGACAGAAACGUGUGGGCGACGGAGACGAAAUCCAUCUGCUACGCUGGACGUGACAGGCGCCGAGCGAGAGGGUUUCAGCGCUGCCAGCCAUCCCGCUGGGGUGGCGUUGCAUCGAAGUACAACCGGGGCGAGUCGGGCAAGCAGCAGGACCUCUUCGGCAAGGGCUUUGCGUCGUUUGAGCGUGAAGGAGCACAAUGGGGUAUCCUCGGCUCCUGCCGCCUCGUUAGCCGAGCCGUCCGCGAAAGAAAACGAGGCGGCCGCGACGCCGUUUCUCGGUGCCGCUGCUGCGCGCGCGCUUUGCUGCGACGCGUCGGCGCUACUCCUUCUUCGCAUCGGCCUGUGCCGCGCGCUCGGUUGGCCCGCACCCGUCAAGCUGCAGCUGAAAGGCGACGGCGGGGAUGAGGCGGGCUGCGACGAGGACGGGUCGGCCAAGAACGGCAGCGGAGCGUGCGGUCUGCCAACGCAGCUUGCAGACGCACUGCUCUCGCGGUCCAGCUACCCGAACCUCCUCAGGAGCCAGCGCGUGACCGAGCCGGGCGGUGUUUCGGAAGCCACGACAAACAUAGAGAGGAAGAGCGCGCACAUGUUCAUGCACAUGACCGACACGGAUCUCCGAAAUAGCACCAUUUUAGAAUGGGUGGAGGACGUACUCGUUUUCGCGCACUAUCAAGGCUUCACGGCGGUGCAGACGCAGUGUGUGCUGCUCGACAGCCUCCUCGUUCUCGACGUGGUGGACGGGCAUCUGGUAGACUCGACCGACGCCGCUGGUCACGUGCCGUUGGAGCAGCGAGUGACGGACGCGCUUCAGCAGGUCUUGUGCGCUCAAACCUGCCUGACGGUGACACGCACGGUCGACACGGUGUGCCGCUAUCAGCCGGUCACCAUCAAGGUGCCAGAUCCGGCGCAACUCGACGAGAUCGCUGAGAAGCAGCGCAAGACUACCUCGCAGAAGGCGUUAGCAGCCCUCGAGGCAGCGAAGCAGAGCAUCCCCCUCAUCUCGCAGACAGCGAUGCGAAAUGUGGAGGUGGAGGUGGAGAAGGAUGUCACGCUGCGCGCGGUCUUCACGAUGCCGGAGGCAGCGGCCAUUGCCGAGUACAUCACCCGCUCCGUUGUUACGCACAAGCGGCUGUGGGGCGUACUACUGGCACCGGUGACGGAAGAGCAGCUGCCGGCGCAGCCGACCCCGGCGGCAGCGGCAGCAGCGCCAGACGGGCUACACCGCCCUGUUGUCCACCACGACAUCUGUGUCUCUAUAGAAAACGUUCCCUCCAUUUACUUGCCACCACUAUCGGUCUUCCGCUCGGAGGCGCUGCAAGCCGUGGUGGAUGCGCAGCGGCGCCUCUACGAGGACUGCAAGGCCGAGCGUACACUGCAAUUCUCAACGGACUGGCAAGAGCCGCUACUGGCCAUCGCUGCGCAGGAGCUUAGCGAACGGUGGGUGCUGCAAGAGGCCGUGGCGCAGGUGGUUGCGGAGGACAGAGCUGCGGCGCUGACGUUGCAGCAGUGCGCUCGCGUAGAGCGCGCCUACGGGCUUCGACUAGAGGAUGUGAUGGAGUUCAACCCCCACGUGGUGCGCGGCGCGCCUUUCACCGCGUCCGAGCCACCCGCGGUAGCCGCCGCGCCUCUGUGUGCGCGCGCCAGCAGCAACAAACUGAAGAAGAACGGCCCAGGUGGGUCGAUCCCGUCGACGGCUGCCGCUCCCGUUCUUUCCACCGACGCUGCCGCCUCCGUUGUGCUGCCGGCAGACGCCACCUUCAGGAUCGCCGAGGUGGAGGUGCGAGUGGAUCGCAUUGCUGCCGCCGUCGAGGGGAUGGACGACGCCGGCGCCGCCUCCUCCGGUGCCUCGCAGCGUGUGGGAAGCCGCAAGCGCUAG
This is a messenger RNA of Leishmania major strain Friedlin, 2139 nucleotides long. RefSeq lists its product as hypothetical. The record is from RefSeq and is a predicted model, not a curated record. Lineage: Eukaryota; Euglenozoa; Kinetoplastea; Trypanosomatida; Trypanosomatidae. The coding region runs from base 1 to 2139 and encodes 712 amino acids. The transcript has a single exon.